AUGGCCAAGAGAAGUGCUGAAGAAGAUAUUAUUGGUCAGAAUGAGCCAAACACAGCUGUAAAGACCUCCGAAGGUUCUCUUCCCACCACAUCCAGUCAACACACUGUUACUGGAGACAAAGAUGAGAUGGAUGUAGGAGAGUUUGAAGAUCCAUACGGAGAUGAUUUCGAAAGUGACGAGGAAAUCAUUGAGCUAGAUGAACAGGAUAAUGACAUGGAUGUGGAAAUGGAUGAAGAACAAGCCGAAAGGAAAAUUGAAGAGUUGGAGAACAAGGAAAGAGAGCAGGAACAGGAACAAUAUGAAUCCUCCAUAUAUUUACCACACAAAUCGAAACCUUUAGGGCCAGAUGAAGUAAUGGAGGCCGAUCCUACUGUUUACGAAAUGCUACACAAUGUUAAUUUGCCUUGGCCUUGUUUAACAGUUGAUAUCAUUCCCGACAAUUUAGGUAAUGAACGAAGAACUUAUCCUGCCACUGUGUACUUGGCAACUGCAACUCAAGCAGAAAAAAGCAAAGAUAACGAGUUGAUUGCCAUGAAAGCAUCAAGCUUGGCAAAGACUUUGGUGAAAGACGACAAUGAUGAUGAUAAUGACGACAAUGACGAUGACGAUGAUGAUGAUGAAAUGGAUGCUGACCCAAUUUUGGAUUCUGAAACGUUGCCAUUGAAGCAUACCACCAACCGAAUCAGAGUAAGCCCUUUUGCUUCGCAGCAAUCUGCAGAAGUGCUCACUGCUACUAUGUCUGAAAACGGUGAUGUUUACAUUUACGAUCUUGCUGCUCAGUACAAGGCUUUUGACACUCCCGGUUUUACAAUCCCGAAAUCGCUGAAAAGACCCAUCCACACGAUACGUGCACAUGGAAAUGUUGAAGGAUAUGGUUUAGACUGGUCUCCUUUGGUGAACACGGGAGCAUUGUUGACUGGUGACAUGUCUGGUAGAAUACAUUUAACAACCAGAACAAAUACAAACUGGGUAACCGAUAAGACACCUUUUUUUGCGUCGCAAUCAUCUAUAGAGGAUAUACAAUGGUCUACAGGAGAGAAUACAGUCUUUGCAACUGCAGGUUGUGAUGGGUUUGUCAGGAUUUGGGAUACAAGGUCUAAAAAACAUAAGCCAGCAAUCUCAGUUAAGGCAUCUGAUACUGAUGUCAAUGUGAUCUCAUGGUGUUCCAAAAUCAAUCAUCUUUUGGCGUCUGGUCAUGAUGAUGGUACAUGGAGUGUAUGGGAUUUAAGAAACUUUACUAAACCUAACCCAUCACCCGUGGCCAAUUACAAUUUCCACAAGGCUCCUGUAACAUCGAUCUCCUUCAAUCCAUUAGAUGAAUCUAUCAUAGCCGUAAGUUCUGAGGACAAUACAGUGACAUUAUGGGAUUUAGCCGUUGAGGCUGAUGACGAGGAGAUAUCACAGCAAAGAAAGGAGUUAAAAGAGUUGCACGAUAUUCCGCCACAACUAUUGUUUGUACAUUGGCAAAAAGAUGUCAAAGAUGUUAGAUGGCAUCAACAAAUUCCAGGAUGUUUGGUCUCCACAGGUGGGGAUGGCUUGAAUAUCUGGAAGACAAUUUCUGUUUAG
Lodderomyces elongisporus is the source of this 1566-nucleotide messenger RNA. RefSeq names its product ribosome biosynthesis protein (gene rrb1). Gene Ontology annotation, molecular function: protein binding. The record is from RefSeq and is a predicted model, not a curated record. The transcript has a single exon. The coding region runs from base 1 to 1566 and encodes 521 amino acids. Gene Ontology annotation, biological process: ribosome biogenesis. NCBI's taxonomy places the organism in Eukaryota, Fungi, Ascomycota, Pichiomycetes, Serinales, Debaryomycetaceae. Gene Ontology annotation, cellular component: nucleolus.